AUGGCUUCAUCAUAUUUUUCACCAGCUUCACCACCUGUCUUCAAUGGAGAGGGCUUCAACAUUUGGGCAGUUAAGAUGAGGACUUACUUGCAGGCAUUCAACCUAUGGGAAGUUGUUAACUCAGAUGCUGAGCCAGCACCUCUUCGAGCUAAUCCAACAGUUUCACAUAUAAGGCAACACACUGAUGAAAGAACAAAAAGGCACAAGGCCAUGUCAUGCAUACAAAACUGUGUGACAGAUGUGAUCUUCAUGAGGAUCAUGGCCUGUGAAACACCAAAGGAGGCUUGGGACAAGCUAAAAGAAGAGUUUCAGGGGACUGGGAGAACAAGGCAACAACAGCUGCUCAACUUGAGAAGAGAUUUUGAAAAUCUCAAAAUGAAAGAUGAAGAAACAGUCAAGCAGUAUUCAGAUCGAAUUAUGGCUGUUGUAAACAGCAUAAGGCUCCUUGGAGAGAAAUUCAGUGAAGCUAGAAUAGUUGAGAAAGUCAUGUCCACUCUACCAGAGAGGCGUAAGCCCGAUGCUGCUAGGAGCAGUGACCAACUCUGCAGACACUGUAAAAGAGCUGGUCAUCCAGAAGAUAGAUGCUGGUUUAGACCAGAUGCAGUAUGCCAACACUGCAAGAAAAAGGGCCAUGUUGAAAAGGUUUGCAAGAACAGAAGCAAACCAAGACAGAAUCAGUUUCAUCAACAAAAAGCAGAAGCUCGAGUGCCUGAAGAGAGUAGUGAUCAAGAAGAACAAGUUUUUGCUGCGUCAUGUGCAGCAAAUCAGAAGAAGGGUUCAAAGGGCUGGCUUUUAGACAGUGGUUGUACAAACCACAUGUCACCAGAUGAAACUAUCUUCAAAACCUUGGACAGAACCUGCAAAACCAAGGUGAAAAUUGGAAAUGGUCAGUUCAUAAAUGCUGAAGGAAGAGGAGAUGUACUGAUCUAUACUCUAACAGGUGGCAAAAUCAUAUCAAAUGUACUUUUGGUACCUAAAAUCAAUAGGAACCUUCUCAGUAUAACUCAACUACUUAAGAAAGGUUACUCAGUUGUGUUCAAGGAGAAAGAAUGUUAA
Molecule: messenger RNA, 1056 nt
Organism: Gossypium raimondii (Peruvian cotton)
Lineage: Eukaryota; Viridiplantae; Streptophyta; Magnoliopsida; Malvales; Malvaceae
Exons: 2
Coding region: 1-1056 (351 amino acids)
Molecular function (GO): zinc ion binding; nucleic acid binding
Source: RefSeq, a predicted model, not a curated record